UCGCCAUUUUCCAUCCUGAGUAAACCGAGAAUCAGCAUUGCCGGACAUCGCUCUUUUUGCCGAAAUGGCAGUGUAAACGUGUGCCGCGACCCAGCAGCAGCCAACAAAACAGUGCAUCCAACCAGUGCACUGAGUUACUUCUACUUAAUCAACAUGUCGUCCUACGUGGAAACCCUCAGCACUGCUGCAUUCGACAGCAUAAAAGAGUUCGACGCUUUCCUAGCAUCGUCACAUUCUCCAUUUGUGACCAACAACAGCCACUAUGACCAUGAUGAUGACAAACUCACAGUUUGGCCUGGAAGACAUGGAGGCCCUUCUCUGGGAGCCUUCCUCUCCCAUGGCUGACGCCAUAGGCUCCAUGUUAUUACACCCUGACCAAGAAGAACAACACGAAGGAGGAGGGUCCUCAAUGGAGGGGGCCACAUCACCUGUGUCAUCCCUCACCUCCUCAUCGCUGUCUUCUUCCUCUCCUCCUCCCUUCUACUCACCUCCUCCCUCACCACCGGCCGUCCUCCUCCAUGGGGACAAAGUCGGGACUGAGUCUGAAUUGCUCUCCCUCCCCUGGUUGGGCCACUCCGAUCAGCUGAGAUGUACCCAGACAGUCUCAGAUUGUGGCAAAGAGGAUGCGUUUGUUGACCUGGACUGGAUGGCCGAAAGGAUGGAUCUGAGCGAGUUUGACCUGGACUCCCUGAUUGGCUCAUGCAGUCCUGCUGAAGAGUCCCCCAGUUCACCAGAAGACCUCCUGGCCUCCCUGGAUUGCCCCAUGGAGCUUGACUCCCUGCCAAUACCUGCUCUCUCAACUCCUGCACUCUCAAGUCUUCCCACUGCUUCUCCUCCAAGUAUUCUUCCUGUCACCCUUCCCUCAGUCUGUUCAGAUCCUCCUGCCAUUCCAGCUGUUGAGCCUGCAUCCCACAUUGAUGGGCAGGAGGUCCCUUCCCCUUCCCUGUGUGUCCCAGAGCCACAAGAGGAGUUGGAAAUCAAAUCUGAGCCUGCCUCCCCUGGCCCCUCUUCCCAUUUGGUUGACUCUCCCUCCUCCCCAGUCUAUACCUUGGACCUGGGCAGUGAAGUGGAUGUCUCGGAGAGUGAGGUGAAGCCAGUGGUAGCUUCUGUGGUCCCUCAGGUCCCGAGGCUCGUACUCUCCCUAUCACCAACCCGUAUUGUCCUGGUUCUGGCUCCCAAAAAUGAAAUUGGGAUCACCACCACCACUGUAACCACCACUUCAGAGGUCAUUCACUCCUCUCCUCCAGCCUCCCCUCCACCAAGUUCCUCCAGAAGCAGACCAUACCCCGAGCCCAAAUAUAAAGCCAGCUUAGUCUCCCCCAGUGCCACCAGUGUCAAAGUAAAGACCCUCCCAGGUGCAGGUGGAGAGGAAAGGACAUCUUUGAAGGUGGUAAAGAACAAGAAACUUAAGAAGAUGGAGCAGAAUAAGACAGCUGCCACUCGUUACCGGCAGAAGAAGAGAGCUGAGCAGGAAUCGCUUUUGUCAGAGCAUGAAGUCCUGGAGAGGAAGAACAUGGAGCUGACUGAGAAGGCUGAAUCCAUGGCUAGGGAGAUUGAGUACCUUAAAGAGCUGAUGGCAGAGGUGCGCACGGCCAGGACCAAAAAAGGUCUUAGUGCUGACCCCUAGUGGUUGAACCGAACAAUGACAGAUAAUGUGUGUGAGAAGAAGUGGAUGAUGGAGAAAGGGGUUCAUCAGUGUACUAUGUGUUCUGUCCACACAGCUUGUCAUCGAUGCACAUCCCAGUAAAACCAAUGUUUGUCAACAUAUUUCCUUUUGUAAUAUCUAACACUGGUAUUAAAUAUAGAGUAUAGUCACGCUCAGUAGUUUUAUGGGAACAAGUAUUUUCCAUUCAGUAUAUAAUCUUGUGUGUUCUUUAUGAUGUGUAUAUACAUUUCUCAUAUAUCCUGUCAGUAAUGUCACACUGGGAUGUCUUUUUUAAAGUUUUAAAAAGAUUAUAGUAUAACCAGAUCAUCUGUAUUAUGAAUCUCUUAAUAAAGAGUCUUAAAA
Molecule: messenger RNA, 2008 nt
Organism: Scomber japonicus (chub mackerel)
Lineage: Eukaryota; Metazoa; Chordata; Actinopteri; Scombriformes; Scombridae
Gene: atf4b
Product: activating transcription factor 4b
Exons: 3
Coding region: 263-1627 (454 amino acids)
Biological process (GO): regulation of transcription by RNA polymerase II
Cellular component (GO): ATF1-ATF4 transcription factor complex; ATF4-CREB1 transcription factor complex; nucleus
Molecular function (GO): RNA polymerase II transcription regulatory region sequence-specific DNA binding; DNA-binding transcription activator activity, RNA polymerase II-specific
Source: RefSeq, a predicted model, not a curated record